AAAAUUUCUUUUAGAUCAUUGAUCAGGAAUUAGUGAACUUUACAAAACAGAAUUCAAUCAUGAAAUUAUUUAUGGCGUUGUGCUUCUUGGUUGUGCCUGCUUGUAUAGUUGGUCAAACCACAACAUAUACCGAUAUCGUUGCCGGGCUGACGGCCAAAGGCCACUACACGACAUUCCUAGACCUACUCAACACGACUGGUUUCAUAUCAAGGAUCAACUCAUCAUCACACUUUACUGUUUUCGCACCCACCGACGACGCCUUUGCCAAGCUCCCCUCUGACGCACUCGACCAAAUCAAGAACGACCCUGCACGUCUGAAUGAGGUGGUGGGGUACCACGUGACGUUCAAUACCUUCUACGUGCAUGGCACCCAGCAAGACGUGGUUUUAAAAUCCUCCAACAACCUGCCCAUAAGGAUAAACACCUACAGUAUACUGCAUACAGUGACAGCAGAUGGAGUGAGAAUCAUAGAGCCCAACAUCACCUUUACGCGAGGUUAUGUGCACGGGCUGGAGGCUGUACUCACCCCACCGAGGAAAACAGUCAUGCAGUACAUCCUGAACAGGACCGACAUCAGCACGUUCACGUCCUGGGUAGUCGACAGCAACCUGAUCAACUUCAUCACAGAUGAUGAUGAUGUGACUGUCUUUAUACCAAACAACGCCGCCUUCCAAAAACUCAGCGCCGAGACACACACCUACCUCAACAGCCAUCCCUCCGUUAUUCAAGAAAUUUUGAGGUACCAUAUCGUAAGCACGAUGACCGUAUUCAGCGCAGGCAUGAAGGAUUCCCUGACCUUGACUUCAGCCGACGCCCACCAUGACGAACUGAUGGUUCUCGGAGAGAUUCACGUGCGUGACGUUUCUACUCAACCCACUUAUUGUUACCUACAGGGCGGCCUUCAAGUGAACCACGCCAAGAUUGUAGAGAAAGAUAUCUCCACACUUGAUGGUGUCAUACAUAUCAUCGAUAGUGUCUUGAUCCCAUACCGAACGCUGGUCAGUAUUGCUGAUCAGGGCAUUGUUGUUGGUUGAUUACAAAGGUUCAGUGAUCAAUUUGUAAGAUCGAUGAAUGUAUUCACAUUUAGAAUUUUGUUACCUUUAAAUAUAAAAUAAAGCUGGAUUUAUUGA
Messenger RNA from Physella acuta, 1130 nucleotides. Its product is annotated as periostin-like. Gene Ontology annotation, molecular function: cell adhesion molecule binding. Gene Ontology annotation, biological process: extracellular matrix organization; cell adhesion. NCBI's taxonomy places the organism in Eukaryota, Metazoa, Mollusca, Gastropoda, Physidae. The record is from RefSeq and is a predicted model, not a curated record. Gene Ontology annotation, cellular component: extracellular matrix.